GUUUUUAAAAGAAAUAAAUAAAUUCCAACUCCGGCUGCUAUUAUUUGAGUGAUCAUUGCGUUAGCCGGUUAUUAUUAGCCACCUAGCGGCUGCAUGCUAACUGAAGGUAAAAGCCGAAGUUGGUUAGAUGUGUAUUUGUUUCUGCGCGGUGUUGCGUGUGUAUUUACGCGGAUUUAUUUCAUCCGUGACUGUAUUUUUAUUCACUGGUCUCGUGAUCUUUCGUUAAAUAGCGUGUUCGCUAAAGAUAGAAAGCUGGGCUGCUGACAGCGUUGCUCAAUGUCUGACGUCUCUGUUAGAUAGUGUUUGCGGUUCAACUCAACAGACAGGCUGUAAAAGUUAAUCUAGUUAAGUUAAUCGCGUUUGUCUACAGUUAUUAAGUCAAAAAUGUGUCCUCGGUGACCGCCGAUUAGCGUCAACUAACCUGCUAACCUGCUUCAUGUAGCUUAGCCUGAGAAACAGCUAGCAGCUCCACUCUCUGGGAUUCCUCCUCAAAGACCUGCUUUAUUUAUUUAUAUGUUUGUUUGUUUGUUUGUUUAUUUAUUUAUUUCAAGUUUACUUGCGUAACAUCACUCAGUUUAUUCCCACACACUAAACAUAUUCCAGCUGGUUGUGUUUGAACUCUUUGUACCGAGUGAACUUGUUACACCUCUAAAGCGCGGAGACGGGCUUGGCUAACUAGCUCGCUAGCGUUUAUUGUCAGGCUAUAAGGGUUAGCAGGUGUGCUAGCUAGGUAAGUUACAGUUGAGCUUGUGUUCCGUUUGAUGUUGGGCUGAAAAUGAAGAACGUGGUGUUUUUAAUCGGGCUUUGGUGGCUAUCAGUGCAGCUUCGAGUUAAGAAAAGCCCUGCUAGCUCGUACUAGAAGCCGCUAACGCUGUGGAGGCUCUUUAGAAAAUAAUGCGUAGGCUGUGGCCAUGUGUUAUUCCGCUUUAGACUCCCUUUUCCCCCCUGCGAGUCGACGUUAGGACACCGGGACGUGUCCUUCAGGUUAAACUGUAAGAUGGUGCCCUGAAAUGAACCAGAAUUAAGCCUCGAAUUGAUAUCGCGGUGCUUUAACGUUAGCUGUGCGUUUUGGGAGGUUAGCAUGUUGUUGUUUAGCUGCCUGCUAACGACACCGCGCACUCGCCUGACCAGAUUAAUGUCGCAAAUAAACAAUACGAAGCAUUAAGUGAAGUAAAUGCGACUGUAUGUAUGUGUAUUUAUGUAUAUUCAACACUUUUUUCCUUAACCCGUGUUUGCUCUCUUUCUGUUGUUUUUUUUGUUGUUGUUGCAGAUUCAUUAUUGAAACGCAAAACGGAGCCUCUGCCACCAGAGAAACGAAAGAGAACAGUAGAGGACUUCAACAAGUUCUGCAGUUUUGUCUUGGCGUAUGCUGGCUAUAUCCCAUCUCCAAAAGAGGAAAGGCCUUGGUCUCCAGAUUCCUCCAGUUCACCACACAGCUCUGGCACCUCGGGCGAAGGUGGCGUGGGAGGUGGUGCCAGCUCAAAUAUGUCAGCAAGCUGGGGAGACGGCAACUCAGACCUACACACCAUUCACACUUUCGUGCAGAAAGCCCGCGCCAACAAAAGCGUCAAGACCAUGCAGCGUCUGCCUUCUGAUAACACCCUGCUGGACAAAAUGAGGUUAAAAGACACUCUCUACAAGGGCCAAGCGAGCAGCAAAGCAGAGCGCAAGAAGGACAAAAAGCUGAAGCGCCUCUCUCUCGGCUCAGGUGCAGGAGACAGCAGCAGUAGCAGCGGGGAAAAGCGUGCCAGAAUCAAGCGCAGCAAAAACUCCAAGCAGCCCAAAAGCCUUAAGAAGCUUAAGAGCUCGGCACUCAGCGAGACAGACUCUGAGACUGGACUCGGCCAUGGAGAGGAGCAUGCAGGUCAACCAAGAGGGCUGCAGUCCCAGAGACCCAACUUGGUGAAGUCUGAGCACGACGAAGCAAGCAGAGAUGCUGAAAUGAGCUCCAGUGAAGGGGAAACGUGGAUCGCAGAUGAGGAUAUCAUGGUAGAGUCAGGUGACGACUCGUGGGAUCUGAUCACUUGCUACUGCGGGAAACCUUUUGCAGGACGACCCAUGAUCGAGUGCAACCAGUGCAGCAUAUGGGUGCAUCUGUCCUGCGCCAAAAUCAAGAAGUCCAACGUCCCAGACAUAUUCUACUGUCAUAAAUGCAGGGAAGCGAGGCGAUCGGGCCAUAAAAAAGACAGUUAGAGAAGACGCCUAAUCCCUGGAAGCGCAACGUUCCCGUCCUCCACCUUUUCUAUUAAGUAUGAGACGAAAACGCCGACUUUGAACGGCGGUGUUCUUUUGAGAGCCGUGAUUUUGCGCAUCGGUUCAUCACAUAUUUGACAAUCACAUACAUGGUUAAUAUCACGAGGGGAAUUUCUUCAUGUUUGUAGACAAACUUGUAUGCAUGGCUCUUACUCGGAGCGCUCUGUCUGCCAGUUUGGUCUGAUCAUCAGGGAGUGUUUAGUGCCGGCUUUGUAGAAGAUUUAAAAGACGAUGAUGUAUGCCGACGUAAAAGCCUUUUACAAGACAGAUCUUUAGAAGCUGAAGUUUGUCUUUUUACAUGAAGAAGUGGUUUGUGUAUAGGUUAUUUCUGUUGCUUAUCAUUUUCACACACAUCUCAGUUUCCCUCUCAGAUUUGUGAUAAUCGAUAUUAACAGGUAGUCUUUAUUAAGUGAUUAGCGCGUUCUUUUUUUUUUCUUUCUUUUUUUUUUUUUAAAUCUCAGUGCAUGUCAGCACCAUGGCAGUCGUGUCAUUAACUAGCACUUAACUAUCAACUCCAGGUCAUUCUGUGUGGGGAACAUGAAAGGUUGGACUUGAAAUGGGAACUUUUAAGAUUGGAACAUUUCCAUUGGUUGCACUGUUGUCCACUUACCAAGCGUAAGCAGUUUCAAAUUGUGCAUUAACUAUUUUUUGUUGGUUUACUUUCGAAGGACGUUUUCUGAGACAAAUGAAUGAUGUUUAAGAGCUUUGUAACUGCCACCCAAGUGUUGAGGUUCACUCAAUGCCCCCAGUUUAAUAGAUGUAAUUAUUUGUUCUGUUUGUUUUGUUUUUUUAAAGAGUUUAAUUUGGGUUUUAAUCUCUUGUCUGAGAUCUAGUUAAGAUCACACACACACACAGAGUGUUAGUCGUUGUGGAGCUGUUCCCUGAUAUGCUGUUUGAAAGUAGUUCGGAGACCAGAUCGUCUUGUGUACAGAAAAGAGUUUAAGCUGCAAGUGUUGUGGCAUAUUUUGUUUCUAAUAUGUUUUUUGUUUGUUUGUUUGUUUUUUGCAAGGGGUUUCUUGAAAUUCCCAAAACAUAGACCCUCUCCUAUUUUACUCUGUAAAUAUCAUAUCCUUUCAGAACUGUACAUAAUAUGAAAACGAAGAGAAAGCCAAGCAAAUGUUAUAUUUUUGGCAUCUGAUGUUUUCUUUAACUGUACCAGAAGAAAUAAAGCCUUUUCUUUAUUGGGUAUCCUAUACAA
Ictalurus furcatus (blue catfish) is the source of this 3451-nucleotide messenger RNA. It is a transcript of the gene phf23b, whose product is annotated as PHD finger protein 23b. The record is from RefSeq and is a predicted model, not a curated record. Gene Ontology annotation, biological process: negative regulation of autophagosome maturation; positive regulation of protein ubiquitination; negative regulation of autophagosome assembly. The transcript has 4 exons. Lineage: Eukaryota; Metazoa; Chordata; Actinopteri; Siluriformes; Ictaluridae. Bases 1189 to 2193 code for a protein of 334 amino acids.